AUGCCUGGAGAUGGAGAUGAAGUACCGCGUCUUCUUCGAGAUCGUCAUAUAAAAGCUGUUAGAGAUAAAUUUCAUCGCCCACCAACAGUCAAUGAACUACGGGCUAUCGAUGCACUUCCACUUGAGCCUCGAAAGAACCUUAACGACACCUCUCCAAAUGGUCAAAGAAUCUAUGAAUUGUUGAGAGCAUAUGAGAAGACUGGCUAUGUUGAAGGGCUUGAAGAAGCUGGGAGACUACUCUGGGCGCAGAUAUUUGCAGAACCAGAUUUCAGCCAAGCACCUAGAAGGGAACCAUUUUCAGCCGUCAGGAAUAUUGCGGCAUGUGGGAUCAGUGAAGUUAAAUACAGGGCCAGUCAACAUCCUACAAGAACACCGAAAGAAAAGCCCUUACAAUGGACGUCUGCAGAGAAAGUGAUUUCCAUCAAUGCUACGUCAAAUGCUUUUGCUGGAUCUCCUCAGAAACCUUGGAUGACAAGGGGUGUUUCGAUAUCACCAACUCCUCGACGUGCUAGUAUCUCAUCAGUUCAAAAUGACAAUAACAACAAGCCUGCUAGUAAUCACUUCCAAUCUCCCGAUGCACAAUUAGCCUCAUUACGAUUUGCACAAUCUGGUCAGCAAACUAAUAAUCGCACAUCUACAUUUACCACCCCAGUUCCUGGAGGUCCACCACACACCUCUAGUGGAGCCAUAUUCAAUCCAAGCCUCUACAAACUCUAUGCCGUAUGUCCCGGAAAGAGGAGAACCAGCACGGGAUAUAAUGUCCUGUGCCAAUGUCCCUUCAAAUAUUGUGGUGAAUCAAGAGUCCCAGUACAGCCACCAAUUUUCCAUUCUAAUUACACUCCAAAUUGGAAGAGUGAAUCGACAGAUUGUAAUACAUCAAUGGGAAAUCCUCUUCAUGCCCAUGCGUCUCAUCAAUCAUAUCCCUCCGCUACCUUGGAAACAAAUCGGUUCGGCCAAACUACGUUCUCAGACUCAACUCGUCAACACGCCCCUUGGGGACAUCCAACUUCCAUAAUGUCGUCUCCUGGAAAUUAUUCUGAAUAUUCCCCUCUUCCUUCCACAAACAAACCCCUUCUACAGCCAUUAAAUGAAGAAGGCUACCAAGAUAGACAGAUCGCAAGCUCAACUGGCAAUACAUAUGAUCCUACAAGUCCUCCCUUUCAUCCAGCCAUAUCGUCUGAGGGACAACAACUCUUUCUCCUACGCAAAGAAGAAGAGGAAACAGAGCUUACUCGCAUAACCUCGAAUAUCCACCACUCGUUAUCAACACUACCUGAUAAUCAGGGAGAUCAACAAAAUGAAUCGAGCUUGACACCAGUUGCUGCAAAUGCCUCAACAAGCACAUCGAAAACUGGCCAUAGAACCCAACUUGCUACACCAAACGCUUCUGUGCAGCAAAGUCCUUCGUCUGUUACUUCUGCUGUAGCACCAGGCCAUUUGAGUAACAAUCCUUUUGUCAUUCGUGACGAUAUGGGGUUUAUACCAUUAAGUUCACAAGACUUUACAGAUCAAGACAUGAACUUCGCUCUAAACAAUCCUCUGCCAAUGAGUUCCAGAAGAAUCACCAGAUCUAUCUCUAGCUCCACCAACACACCAAUUCUGCCUUCACCCAAAACCAUAAAUGGCAGAACUACCUUUUCAGAUGCGGCCAGUCCUCAGUCUGGAAUGUUGAUUCCCGAAAACCCACUACCCGGUACAAUCUUCAGCACUAGAGCCCAAAAUGUCCUCUCGGCUCACAUUGCCAAGAAGAAUAGCACAAAAAAACCAUUCUUUCCUACAGCUCCAGUUUCCGCUCAAGCAGAUGGAGCAUCAGAUUCUGCAUCAAAUAUCGGCGUUCUAGCACAUUACAUUCCAGAAUUACCACCGCAGCAAGAACUAUCCUACUCGAGCGCCUCCCCAAACUUCUCCCUCGAAUUCAUCCACUUCGACCCCACGAAAGAUUACGACAAUGACGACAAUGCGUACACAGAGAAUCCGAUCUCUGUCUCCCGGGCCUCAGUCUCCUAUCCCACUCAGCCCCCACACAGCCUCUUUCAUCCCACCCCAACCCGUUCUUCACCCCCACCACCCCAUCUCCGUCCCCACACCCCAGAGUAUCUCCUCUUCCCACCCACCGCCGCCUCAUCCUCCAAGCAAACCUGGCCACCACCUCCCCCCGAAAUCGAAGGCUACCGUCAAUACACCUUCGUCCGAGACCGCAUCUCCCUCAACAUGAAAGCCAAGCGUCGCACUGAAAUCGAUCUCGAUACAGGAGAGUAUCGAUAUAGCAUGGAUAGUAAGGAGACGAGUCGGGGAUAUAAGAUGGAUGGGACACGUGUCCGCACUAGUUCGCGAUAUUUUCAUAAGAAGAGGAUUGCGAAGAAAUCGAAGGAAAAGGAGGAGGAAGAGAGAGUGGAUGAGAUUGUGAGGAAGGUGGAGAGUGUGGAGAAGGGGGUUGAGGAGAUGAGGAGGGAAGAAGGAGAUGCGUUGUUGGGGUUGUUGGGUGGUGGGUUCUUGCCUUUGUGA
This is a messenger RNA of Botrytis sinoallii, 2505 nucleotides long. RefSeq lists its product as uncharacterized. The transcript has 5 exons. The record is from RefSeq and is a predicted model, not a curated record. The coding region runs from base 1 to 2505 and encodes 834 amino acids. NCBI's taxonomy places the organism in Eukaryota, Fungi, Ascomycota, Leotiomycetes, Helotiales, Sclerotiniaceae.